AUGUCUACCAACAGCACCUACACAGAAGUACCUGGUGUCCAAACUACAAUCGGCACUUCCAUCCUUGAGACAGCUACAGCUGCUAUCCAAGGUUUCGGUCCUGUCAACAAAAUCCAUCAGCAUCAAUGCGCGUUUCACUUUUACUCUUACGACAUGACCCGGCAAUUGGAGGCACACCACUUUUGCGCGCACCAGAACGAGGAGAUGAGGCAGUGUCUUAUAUACGACAGCCCCGAGGACAACGCUAAGCUAAUAGGAAUUGAGUACAUAAUAUCUGAGAACCUGUUCUUGACCCUUCCGGACGAGGAGAAGCGUCUCUGGCACUCUCACGAGUACGAGGUCAAGAGUGGCUUAUAUUUCAUGCCGGGAGUACCAGGUCCCAUAGAGCGCAAAGACAUGGAGAAUGUGUGCAAGACUUAUGGUAAAGUGUACCAUUUCUGGCAAGUUGACAAAGGUGACACUCUCCCACUUGGGAUACCUCAGCUCAUGAUGUCUCUCACUAGAGAUGGCCAGAUCUAUGAUGAACUCGUCCAAAGUUGUGCGAAGCGAAUGGGGAAGGACUUUGAGAAAGAGAGAAAGAACAGGGAAUAUAUGACAGGUCCAACACAUGGAAUUCAUCCAUUGGCAAAUGGAGGAGGUAAGGGCCUCAAGACUAAGCUGAGGGAAGUCGAGCUGAAGGAUUAUCCAGCUCCCCCCUCCGCCACCAGGGUCUAUGUUUGAACAUGUUAUGCAUGUGGUAAAAAUGUAAUAUAUAUAUAAAACUACUUAUGUAUCUUCAUCUAAUAUGACAUGAUAUCAAAGCGUGGAGAGGUUCUAUAUGUCUUAAAGUUCGAUGCAUGGUCUCUAUUUGUUGUGAAGACAUUG
Messenger RNA from Gastrolobium bilobum, 864 nucleotides. Its product is annotated as oil body-associated protein 1B-like. The transcript has 3 exons. The coding region runs from base 1 to 720 and encodes 239 amino acids. Lineage: Eukaryota; Viridiplantae; Streptophyta; Magnoliopsida; Fabales; Fabaceae. The record is from RefSeq and is a predicted model, not a curated record.